Messenger RNA from Heterostelium album PN500, 672 nucleotides. RefSeq lists its product as uncharacterized. The record is from RefSeq and is a predicted model, not a curated record. NCBI's taxonomy places the organism in Eukaryota, Evosea, Eumycetozoa, Acytosteliales, Acytosteliaceae. The transcript has 5 exons. The coding region runs from base 1 to 672 and encodes 223 amino acids.
AUGAAUAAUAUUUUUAGUAAAUUAUUUGUUAUAGUAUUGUUAGUUGGUUAUGUAAGUUGUCAACAACAACAACAUGCAGCUAAAGAUAUAACGUUUUCAAUGAGUCAUCUCAGUGACAAGUCGAGCAGAUGUAAAAUAUUGUUUAAACCAAGAUUGCUACCGAACAACUAUCAAGAGAUCAACACAAAUAUAACAAAGCAAGCAUUGUCUUCUGAUUGUAAACCAUUAUCAUCUGAUGACAAGAAGAAAUAUCAACAACAAUCAGAGAUAUUUACAACAAAGAUUGUAUCUGAUCUGCAAAUUAAAGAUAAUCUACCUGUUGUUUGUUCAUUACCAAGAUUAAAUUUAGAUCCAACUACAUUGAAUCUCAUUGGAUGCAGCUAUCAUUUGACAACACCACCAGUAGACUAUGAUAGUUCAAAGAAUUCUAUUUAUGUUUCCGUAGAUAUUGCUUUUAUAGCACAAAAACCAAUUAUUGCACCACCACCAAAGGAAGGUGAAAAGCCAGCAGAAGAAGAGAAUCAAUCUUUCUUUAAAAAAUAUUGGUAUUAUAUCCUACCUUUAGCAAUCAUUACACUUUUGAAUGUCUUUGUCCCACAAAUGGGUGAUGAGUCUGCUGGUCAAGCUGGUGGUGCACCAGCAGCCGGUGGAGCAAGAAGACCCGCCAGAUAA